AUGUCUGUCCUCGGCUGCCGGGUGCCUGGGAGCUGGGUCUCACUGCCCAGCAUCCGAGGGAGGACUGACCACAGGUCGCUAGCCCGGGACAAGAUCCAAAUUCCAAAUACCAAGUAUGGUUUCUACCGAAUGUGUACCACUUCUGCACCAUCGUCAAGUCUAAAAACCAUCAAGUCGGGGACCUCUUGCCACCGGGUCGACUACGGUCCCUCGGAUUGCGCGUCUUUCCUAACUUCCAGGAGGUUGGGCAAGCGAGGUGGAGGGGAGCAGCGCGCAAGAAGAGAUCCACGCAACCAGGGCACCGGCGGGGCAGCGUGGGAAGUACAGAGAACCGGGCCACAAGAAAAAUGGGUCACCCUCGUCUAUCUGAAACCCACCCGAGCCCAAGCCUCCCUCUACAGACUCCAAACGACGCCCCGCUCACCGACGUGCCAGGCGAGGUCACCGGCUGCCAGGGCACCCUCCCGCCUCUCGGACCAAGUAGGGGAUCGCACGGUCCGAACUCACCUGGAAGGAGCCUCCGCCCCGGGGACCGCAGGUGCCCACCCGGACCGCGACCCGGAGCCCUCGCGCCGCCCGCUCUCGGGUCAGCCCGCGCGCGCGCCUCGCCGACAGUCCCAGGCCGCCCGGCCGCGCGCUCCCGCCGCCGCCCGGCGCUCGCACCUCUGCCGCGCGCUCCUCACCGCACGCUCACAGGCCGGCCGCGCUCUCGCCGUCCCGCGCUUCCACCCGCGCCGCGCCCUCGCACCCCCGCCCCUCGCUCCCUCCUCCCCCACACGCCGCGCGCUCGCUCCUGCGCGCUGCACCGCCCCGCCGCGCGCUCCCCGCCGGGGCUCAGCCCCCCAAAACACUCAGCGCGCGCCCGGGGCAUUUAAAGGGACAGGCCCCCGCGCCGGAGUUGCCCCGCGGCCGCCUCUCGAAGGGGUCCUCGGUCGCCGCGCGAGGUCUGAAUUUGGGGACCCUCCCCUCCCCCGGCGCCACCUUCGAGUUACACCCGCCGAGAAGAGCAAUAGGGUCUGCGUCUGGAGCUCCGACAGGGUCGUCGUCAGCUUUGAGAGGGCGUGUUAGUAACUCGAUAGUAACUCCCAAAUGAAGAAGAGAUAAAAAGGAAGAAGCUGAAGGAUGAUGGGAGUAGGAAGGAAGAGAAGAAAAGAAGAAGGCAAAAACCAACCAACCGAACACCACUAUCACCACCAAAAAAAAGAGGUGGGAAAUGAACAGGGAUGAAAGUUUCAAGCAGGUGGCUUUGGGGCCAUGAGCCCAGCCCCUGGCCAGCACACACCCCAGAGCUUUGUGGGAAUUACAAACAGGUGGACCUUCCUCGAGCUGGUGCAGACCUUCCCAGGGCUGCCACGUGACUACCUGAGCACAGACCGGCUUCCAGUCCCCGGUGCACCCUUGUCUAGGCACCUCUGUGCCCACGGAAUGACACAAACGGCCUAAACAACACAAUGAGAGGUAAGAAGACAAGAAAUAGCUUAGAGGGGUAAUUUAAAAAGAGUUAUUCAUGAAAGUACUUAGAUGACGUCAAGGGAGAAAAAGGAACAAAGAAACAUCUGGGCUUGGAAUGUUCUGCCUGGUGGCGUGGCUGUUUCUGUGCACCCCACGGAUCUCAUCUCUCUGUAGCCAGGGCCGUGCAUUCGUUCCCCCGUGGCACCUGGCACAUGGAAUUAACUCGCCAUUUCUAAAAUGAAACUGACUUGCAGUACACGGAAACCAGACGGAGGGGGUAAGGAAGAGA
Molecule: messenger RNA, 1741 nt
Organism: Acinonyx jubatus (cheetah)
Lineage: Eukaryota; Metazoa; Chordata; Mammalia; Carnivora; Felidae
Product: translation initiation factor IF-2-like
Exons: 4
Coding region: 1-1068 (355 amino acids)
Source: RefSeq, a predicted model, not a curated record